CUUUAAGCGUUUGUUUAUGUUUUUUCGGUGUGAAAAAAGUGCUUUAUAUGGUGGAGCGAACAAACAAACAAUUGCCAAGUGUCUCAAGUGCCGCUGCUUAAUCAGCCUGAUUAACUAGGCCAAAAGCACACCAAAGCCGCCAAAGAGAUAAACCCAAAAACCAAAUCAAAGGUUUCACCUUAAUCCUUAAAGAGGAAAUCAUAGGAAAGGAACACAAAGAAUUGGCCCAGGGGCCAGGCUCUAAACCGCAAGCACCCCAAAAAGGAGACACGAGACUGGAGCGAGGAGCCAGGAGCCAGGAGCCGGCAGGGGCAGUGCCACAAUAGACAAAGUGUAUCAAUUAUAAUACGGGUACCGAACCGUAUCCAAAGAGGACCUAGGAGCUAGGAGGAGGAUCAGGAGGAGCAUCCACACACAGAUACAGAUACAGAUACAGAUACAGAUACAGAUACAGAUACAGACACAGAUAUGUCGGCAACGACAAGUGCAACCACAAUUACCUCUGAUCCGGGCAUCCUCUGUUUUCAUCAUUGCAACGCAAAAGUUUUCUGCUUCACUUUGCCCCACACUUGCCCCCAUUGCAAUGCGCCACUGGAUGCGGCCACAGAUGCAGACGAGGAUACGGAUGCCGAUGCGAAUGCCCAGUCCGUGGUGGACAUGGGUGCCACAGCUGUACAGUCCCGCCUACUGCCAUUCCGUCUGCCGUAUCCCUUUGUGCGGGCCACACAGCAUCCGUGCGCCAUUGUCCUGCGGCCCUCCACCGGCGAUUUUCUCAACGAUUACAGCAAUGCGACCGAUUUGCAUAUCGCAGUGACCACAUCCGGGGCGGACAUCGUGGAGUUCGAUCGGGAGGGACUGCGGCGCCACCGGCGGGACGAUAAUCCGCGCGAAUGGCGGCAGAGUCUCCUGGUGGGCGAUGUGCCCGAGCCCUGGCACGACUACUGGGACGAGGUGCUGCAGCAGAUUUGCGCCCAAUCUACGCGGUGGUCCAUUACCAGCUACGAGGAGACCAGCCACAACUGCUACGCCUUUGUCCUCGCCUUCCUCCAGGCCCUGGGCCACGGCCAGCUGAGCGAGGCGGCCCGCAGCAAAACCGCCUUCUGUGAGAGGUACAUUGUGCCCCGCACGACCACGGCGGGCAAGUACAUCUCCCUCUAUCGCAGGCUGAGGCGCCACGGAGUCCAUGUGCAUCGACAGCAGCCCAGGCUUAGGACCAGGCUCAAGUCCACCUCCUCCUCCCACUCCGCCGCCACCGCCUCAUCCGCGGAUGUCUGUGAUGGUGCCAGGAGCACCGGCAAAGCCGCAGCCAACAGUGGCCCCUUCUCAAGCAACAGUAUUGGCAUCAUCGGCUCCCGGCCCCGCCCCAAGCUGUGCACCAUUGAGGAGUGAUCGACGGAGGGGGCUCUCAGGUGGCAGAGGAGGGGAGGGCUGCAGUGGCUACCCAUAGCAAAUGCAUGUGAAAAUUGUUGUAAACCAUAAAUUAAUUAAAAAUAAA
Drosophila persimilis is the source of this 1495-nucleotide messenger RNA. RefSeq names its product MKRN2 opposite strand protein. The coding region runs from base 469 to 1389 and encodes 306 amino acids. NCBI's taxonomy places the organism in Eukaryota, Metazoa, Arthropoda, Insecta, Diptera, Drosophilidae. The record is from RefSeq and is a predicted model, not a curated record. The transcript has 5 exons.